AUGGCAAAAGAAGAAGAAAUCAUCGACAUUGAAGACAUAUUUGUCAGGUAUGACAUUGUCAAAGAGUCUGAAAAUGAACUUCCAUACAAAGAAGUUGACUUUUCAAGACAAGCCAAUAAGACUAAAUGGGUUGUUACGGAAAAAAUUCAUGGCUCAAACUUUUCCUUGUAUUACACAGGAAAGUCGUGGCGAGUUGCUAAAAGAAAUUCAUUGUUAACUGAAGAGGAGAUGAUGACCUUUUUUGGUUGUUCUGAAGUGAUUCCAAAGAUUCUUCAAAGUGCUCCGAUGUUAUUAACUUUGAUUAAACAACACAAUCCACAUGCUGUCGCCUUUGUGAUUUAUGGUGAGCUUUGUGGUGGUAAUAAAAACUUUCCAGGAAGUCAACCAGGUGAAUCUCCCGAUGUUCCUGUCCAAGUUGGUAUUUUAUAUUCUCCAAAAAUAGAAUUUAUACCUUUUGAUAUGGAUGUUAUUAUUAAAGAAGGUUCUAUAUAUAAGCAUGAAGCUUUAGACUUCGAUUUAUUCAUUGAAUUUACUGAAAAGUCUAAAAUAGGCCACGUUCCUGUUAUAAAAGUGUGUGAUACUGUUGAUGAGGCUCUCUCCAUUAAUUUAACUUUUGAUUCCCUUGUCCCCAAGCAACUUGGGUAUACAACUAUAGUCAAAGGGACUAACCAAGCCGAGGGAGUUGUAAUUAAACCAUAUCCAAAGAUGGUGCAUGGAACAAAAUCAGUUCGAGAGUCUUUCAAGAGGAAACACCCGAAGUUCAAAGAGAUAGAAGACUUCGAAUUACCACGACAAAACAGUGAUUAUGUUGUUGCCGAGGCUAAUAUACUUGCUCGAAUCACGAAAGCUCGACUACAAUCAUUUGUGAGUAAAAAUGGAGUAAAAGAAGACUUGGAAGUCGUUCAACGUGAAGUGCUCGAUGACGUGUUACUAAGUUGUUCAAGACAACACAUUCUAACUUACAAUUGGUGGUUUAACCAAGGUGGAAAUGGUCAAUCAGAACAAGCCAAAAGGAUACAACAGAGGGCUUAUUUCAAAAUAGCUGAGUUAUAUAAAACAGUAUUAGAAGAACAAAAAAUAAACUAG
Molecule: messenger RNA, 1086 nt
Organism: Entamoeba invadens IP1
Lineage: Eukaryota; Evosea; Mastigamoebida; Endamoebidae
Exons: 1
Coding region: 1-1086 (361 amino acids)
Source: RefSeq, a predicted model, not a curated record